Molecule: messenger RNA, 508 nt
Organism: Paramecium pentaurelia
Lineage: Eukaryota; Ciliophora; Oligohymenophorea; Peniculida; Parameciidae
Source: the annotation of a GenBank genome assembly
AUGAAAACUCAAACAAAUAAAAACUCCUCCCAUAGACAAUUUUUUAUUAUUAGAAAUGAAUCAGCAGCUAUAAUUAGAAGACAUUAAUAAUGUCAGCCUUCUCUUUAAACUCCCAUUUCUUUUUUUGUUCAUGGCCAAUCUUUAGCGCCUACCAAACAAAAGAAUCUUAAUAAUAAACCAACUCCAAGAGAAAUAAAAUUUAAGACUACUCUCAAAUAAGUAAACCAAUUUUUAUCAAUCUCUAUUAGAUUAAACAAAAACUAUCCCUUUUAAAAAGAGAAUAACAGGAAAUCAAAUAAUAAUUCAUUCAAAAUUCAUAAAUUUUCAAAUCUAAUUUACAAUAAAUCAAAUCCCCUCAAUAAUUUAAUAUUAAUUCAAUUGAAUAAUAUUUUUGUGUAUAAACUAAGUAUCAAAUUAUCUCAAUAAAAUAAGGUUCUUUUAAGAGGACAUUUCCAAAUUAAAACAACAAAUAGAAUUGAUUAAUUUCUAAGUUUCAGGACUUUUAUGA